Messenger RNA from Arctia plantaginis, 1620 nucleotides. The record is from the annotation of a GenBank genome assembly. Lineage: Eukaryota; Metazoa; Arthropoda; Insecta; Lepidoptera; Erebidae.
AUGGCGGAGGCGGCGCCCGGGAAAAUAAAGAAGGAGGGUUGGCUCCAGAAGCGUGGCGAGCACAUUCGCAACUGGCGCGAUCGCUACUUCAUACUGUUCGACAAUGGGGACUUGGUCGGGUUCAAGACUCAACCGGAGAGGAAUAACUACCGCGACCCCCUGAACAAGUUCACGGUGCGCGACUGCCAGAUCAUGGCAGUGGACAAGCCACGUCCCUACACCUUCACCAUACGCGGGUUGCAGUGGACCACCGUCAUCGAACGCAAUUUCUCCGUUGAAACCGAAAAAGAACGCGAGGAGUGGGUGGCGGCGAUCCGCUCCGUGUCGCAGCAGCUGAGCGUGGGCGGCGCAGGCGCGGGGGUCGCGCCCGCCUUCGGCGCUCCAGCGCUCGGCGGGGGCGCUCCUCAAGACUGUGACGACAACGAAAUGGCACAACUCGGCACCAGCUUCCGGGAUCCGCGCCGUGUUACAUUGGAAAAAUUCGAGUUCGUGAAGGUGCUCGGAAAGGGCACGUUCGGCAAGGUGGUGUUGUCUCGCGAGAAGGGCACCGGCAAGCUGUACGCCAUGAAGAUCCUUCGGAAAAACCUCAUCAUACAAAAGGACGAAGUGGCGCACACCAUCACCGAGAACCAAGUACUCAAGAACACAAAGCACCCAUUUCUCACGGCGCUGCGCUACUCGUUCCAGACGGCAGACCGCGUAUGCUUCGUGAUGGAGUACGCUAACGGCGGCGAGUUGUUUUUCCACCUGUCGCGCGAGCGCUCCUUCUCCGAGGAGCGCACGCGCUUCUACGGCGCGGAGAUCGUAUCGGCGCUGGGGUACCUGCACGCCAACGGGAUCAUCUACCGCGACCUCAAGCUGGAGAACCUGUUGCUCGACAAGGACGGCCACAUCAAGAUCGCCGACUUCGGCCUCUGCAAGGUCAACAUCACGUACGGCCGCACCACGAAGACGUUCUGCGGCACCCCCGAGUACCUGGCGCCCGAGGUGCUCGAGGACACGGACUACGGGCCGGCCGUGGACUGGUGGGGCGUGGGCGUGGUCAUGUACGAGAUGGCGUGCGGCCGCCUGCCCUUCUACAACCGCGACCACGAGGUGCUGUUCUCGCUGAUCCUGAGCGAGGAGGUGCGCUUCCCGCGCGCGCUGUCGGUGGCGUGCCGCGGCCUGCUGGCGGGCCUCCUCACCAAGGAGCCCGCCAACCGCCUCGGCGCGGGGCCCGACGACGCGCUCGAGAUCAUGAAUCAUCCCUUCUUCGCCUCCAUCAACUGGGCCGACCUCGUCGCCAAAAAGAUCCCGCCGCUGUUCAAGCCGCAAGUGGAGUCGGAGACGGACACGCGAUACUUCGACUCGGAGUUCACGGGCGAGUCGGUGGAGCUCACGCCGCCCGACAACGACUCCAGCCUCGCGCGCAUCCAGGAGGAACAGUUCCCGCAGUUCUCGUACCAGGACAUUUGCUCGUCGGCGCACUCCGCGCUGUCGCACCACUCGGCGCUGGGCGACAAGCGCCAACACACGAGAGCGAGACGACUCUUCGCGGGCACGAGCGCCUUGACGACGUGCUCACGAGGCACUGACGGACGUCGAGUCGCGAUCAGCACCGGCCGCAGACACGCGUCCUAA